Anopheles funestus (African malaria mosquito) is the source of this 397-nucleotide messenger RNA. Its product is annotated as anaphase-promoting complex subunit 13. Bases 155 to 397 code for a protein of 80 amino acids. The record is from RefSeq and is a predicted model, not a curated record. The transcript has 2 exons. Gene Ontology annotation, biological process: protein K11-linked ubiquitination. NCBI's taxonomy places the organism in Eukaryota, Metazoa, Arthropoda, Insecta, Diptera, Culicidae. Gene Ontology annotation, cellular component: anaphase-promoting complex.
CAAAAAACAAAGAACUACGGAAGGGCUGGCUUAUCUGCAACAUCUUUGCAAACUUUUUCCAUUACUUUUAAUCAGCUGGUGACAUUGGUGUUACAAAACCUCCCUAAUAAAGUAUUGCUUCGGUGUGUUGUAUAUUUGUAUGUAAACACUUCUAAUGGAUAGUGAGCCACCAUCCGGCGGACGUUUGGUCGAUUUAGUGGAUAACGAGUGGAUUGCAGACGAACUGCCGUUCGACCACAUCCAAGUGCCUUGCGAUAAGCUUCCGGAUCCCGAGGCAGACAAUGGUGACUCACACUUGACACUGAAAGAACAAGAGCAGAAAUGGACUGAUUUAGCUCUUACUUCACUGGCUCCGGAUCUAUCCGUUACCGAGCAAGUAAAUUUCCCUGGUGUUUAG